Messenger RNA from Tetrahymena thermophila SB210, 1521 nucleotides. RefSeq names its product sodium/hydrogen exchanger family protein. Gene Ontology annotation, biological process: proton transmembrane transport. Gene Ontology annotation, cellular component: membrane. The record is from RefSeq and is a predicted model, not a curated record. Gene Ontology annotation, molecular function: sodium:proton antiporter activity. The transcript has 2 exons. Lineage: Eukaryota; Ciliophora; Oligohymenophorea; Hymenostomatida; Tetrahymenidae.
AUGUUACCUCCAAUAAUAUUCUCUGGAGGAUACACCUUACAGAAUAAGAAUUUUUUUUCUAAUUUUGGUUAUAUAUCUCUCUAUGCUAUUUUUGGUACUUUAAUAGGUUUUGCGGUAAUCCUGUUAUUGACAAUAGCAUUCCUUAACUAAGGUAUGAUUACAGAUUUGAAUAAUAAUACAAUCAACCUCACUGCUAAAGACAUUUUAUAUUUUAGUGCUACUAUGUGUUCUUCUGACACUAUUGCUGCCCUAGCUUUGAUAAGCAGCAAAACAUAUCCUAAGCUUUUUAGUGUAGUUGUUGGUGAAGGCUUGCUUAACGAUGCUGUUUCGCUUAUUUUAUUUAAUUCGAUUAGUAAAAUUGUGAAUUCUAAUGGUGAAGCAUAGCUUUCAUCUACAACUUUUUGGAGUUUAAUUUUCUACUUUAUCAAGAGUUUAGUAUUAUCUAUUUUAAUAGGAAUUUUUGUUGGGUUAUUUGCUACAUACAUAACAAAAGUAUAUCGUCCUUUAAUGUAAGAUCCUGUAAAAGUAAAUAUAUUUUUGCUAGCUAUUGGCUAUAUGUCAUACUGUUUAGGAGAAAUAGCUGGUGUUUCAAGUGUUAUUUCAAUGUUGGGUUCUGGUAUUGUUAUGAAUCAUUACAUGAAGCAUAAUAUGGAGGAAGAAAGUCUUAAAACGACAACUGUGACAAUUAGCACUAUCUCUUCUAUAACAGAAUCAAUUUUAUUUAUUUAUCUGGGACUUUCUUCUUGGAGUUACAUUGGAGAUAAAUCAAAGAUUUCUUACUCGUUUAUAUUACUAGGCUUUUUAAUGACUUUAAUUGCCCGUUUCGGAUGUAUAUAUAUUACAUCUUUGAUUGCAAAAACAAUUAUGAAAAUAAAAUGGGGAUUAAAUAAAUAUGAAUUGUUAAUAAUUUGGUUUUCUGGGUUAAUUAGAGGUGCAGUUGCAUUCGCAUUAAUUAUAAAUGUCGAAAAUUAACUAAAUCCUGUGGUUACUAGCACUGUUUUAUUCAUAGUAUUCUUCACUACUAUAUUACUUGGAGGUUUUAUGUAGUCGUUUAUAAAAAAGACUACUCAAACUAUGGAGAAUUCCUUAAAAGUCAAAGAAAAUAAUUUAGUUUUAUUAGGAAUCGAAAUAGAAAAAAGGAAAUUAAAAACUGUGUACAAUGCUUCAAUAUUUAGGCUCUUAGAAGAUGGUUUUCUAAAGUCUAAAUUUAUAUUUGAUUAUCCUAAUAAGUAAAAAAUUUUUAAAGAAGAAAAGAAGAAAAGACUUCAAUAAAGAAUAGAAGAAUAUAAUCAAUUAAAACUGUCAAUUUAGUAAUACAAGUAAUAAAAUGAAAUAGUAAAAAGCAAUUAAAAUAAUUUAGAUUAGUCAUUAUAAAAUGGCAUAAACAAUUUAAUGUUAACAUAGGCGAAGGAAUGUGGACAAAAUUAUAACGUUGAAUUUGCCGAUAAUUAUAAAAUAUCUACUACUGAUACUUAAAACAAACAAGAAAUAGAUUAAUAUUAGAUAGAAAACAAGCUAUGA